Colius striatus (speckled mousebird) is the source of this 5229-nucleotide messenger RNA. It is a transcript of the gene SPEF2, whose product is annotated as sperm flagellar 2. The transcript is spliced from 36 exons. Gene Ontology annotation, biological process: sperm axoneme assembly. Lineage: Eukaryota; Metazoa; Chordata; Aves; Coliiformes; Coliidae. Gene Ontology annotation, molecular function: protein binding. Gene Ontology annotation, cellular component: manchette; sperm midpiece. The record is from RefSeq and is a predicted model, not a curated record. The coding region runs from base 1 to 5229 and encodes 1742 amino acids.
AUGUCGGAGAUUUUGUGCGAGUGGCUGAACGAAGAGGUGAAGCUCUCCCGGAGAGUGGUUCCAGGAUCACUUUCAGAAGAAUUUUCUACUGGCUACCUCCUAGGAGAACUUCUACACAAAUAUGGUCUUCAGGAUGACUUUAAUCAGUUUUCACAAAGCAGGCUUUCAAGUGCAAAACUUAACAAUUUUUCUCGCCUGGAGACCACACUUCACCUUCUUGGUGUACAGUUUAAUGAGAAUGUGGCCCAAGACAUCAUGACAGAGCAGCAUGGGGCCUCAAGAAGGCUUUUAUAUGAAUUGUAUAUUGCUUUAGAAAAAAAGAGAAAGGCAAAGCUCACUGGAAUAGCCAUGGAAGCAAUGAGACCAGCAGCAACUGCAAACCUUCAGACUGUUGAAAGUGUUUCAUAUCAAGAGCAUUUGAAAACUUUAACACCACGUCAGGCUGAUUUGCAGCUACAGCAGAUUUCAGAGCGUUUUGAAAUAAAAUCUAAGGCAAUAGAAUGUAAAAUAGCUCAUAAACAUAUGACAGAACAGCAGAAAGUUCAAAAGCUCCGAGAGGAACAAAGAGCCCAAGAAACUGAAAAGCGUCGCAUAGGAAGAAGAAGACAAAAUGAAAUAAUGGCCAGGAUUAAUGCAGCCACUAUACAGAUUCCAAAGCCACCACCAAGCCACACUAUAAAAGCUAUUGAAGCAAAAAACCUCUUAAAGAAGAAAAGAGAAGCAGAGGACACAUACAAACAGAUUCAAAAGUUUGAGAAGUCUCUUUCAGAAAAUGCCUCAGCAGGACAGAAUGAAGUCACCGACAGUGAUAUACAAGAAUCAUUGCAAACACCGAAGUUGCAAGAAACAACUCUAGAAACUACAGCAAUGACAGCAACUGACCUGUUAGAUACUUAUUCAGAUGAUAAAUAUAAAAGGAACAUUCGAAAACGCUUAGAGAAAGAUGCAUUUGCAGGAGAACAACGAAAAAAGAGAAGACAAAAAAUGCUAAUGGACCAGUUAAUAGCACAUGAAGCCGAAGAGGAGGCUUACAGGGAGGAGCAACUUGUUUACAGACUGAUGAGACAGUCUCAGCAGGAGCGGAGGAUUACUGUUCAACUCAUGCAUAUUCGACAUGAAAAGGAAGUAUUAAGGCAAACCAGAAUUUUCAGGGAAAAACAAUAUGAAGAAAGAAGGCUGAAGGAGUUUCAGGAAGCUCUUGAUAGAGAAGCGGCUCUUGCAAAACAAGAAAAAAUUGAUUAUGAAGAACAAAUUAACAAAGAAAGAGAACGUCAUGAGAAAAUUGCCAUUGAAAGAGCUCAGACACGUUAUAAAAAGCAUUAUUCUUUAUGUUGGGAAGUGAUUGAUCAAAUCAUUGAUUUGUCAACAAAAAUAGGAGAAUAUCGUCUACUGACAAACAAAAGAGUUCCUUUAAAACUGAUUCUUGAUUGGAAGGAAUUUUUUUUUAAUGGAAAACCAAUAUAUGAAAAAGCCUCAGUUCAACCUUUGCCAAAUGAACCAAGCCCAGAAGAACUUGUAGAGAUGAAUAAAAGGAAUCUGUUAGAUGAAAAAGAUUAUGGAGAAUACAAGAGCAUGACAGGGGAAUGGUGCCCAACUGAAGAGAACAGUGAAAACAAACCUCCUCUAAAUAAUAACAUACUGGGUCAUGUACUUCAUAGACUGAUGGAAAUUUUCUAUCCUCUAAAACACAAACCAUCGCCACCUCUAUUUCCUCAAUUUCCUAUCAAGGGAUGUAUUUUGGGAAAGCUUUUCAGUGGAAAAACUACCUGUGUUAAGUUUCUUGAAAAAGCUUGCAAUAUUCAGGUACUAUCUGUUGAUACUCUGGUUAAGGAGGCCAUCCAAGCUUUUCUUAAAAAAGAAGUGAAAAGUGAACACAGUGUGAUUCCACAAGAAGCAGAAAGGUCUGGGGAAUAUAAUGAGUGUCUGGGAGCACCAAGUGCAGGCUGCUCUAGGAAGAAAGCUGAGCUAUGUGAUGAGGGCAAUAGAAAAGCUGGAAAUGCCAACAUUUGCCAUCAAAGCAAUUGUUCUGUCAAACAGGAUCCAUCUGGGCAAGAAUAUAAAUCAGGUAACAGUCAGGAUAGCCUGUCCAAGCUCUCUGUACGUGCCCAGCUUGGCGCCGCAUCACAGAAAUGGUUGAAGAAAGGAGAAAGUAUUCCUGAUGAAUUACUAAUUGACAUCCUAUUGGAAGCCAUUAACCAAAUACCAUCAGAGAAAGGGUGGCUCGUGGAUGGAUUUCCAAUGACAAUUAAUCAGGCAAGGCUAUUUGAAAAAGCCUACACAGGGAUUGAUCCAGAAGUGAAAGAUACAAAUUCUGGAAAGCUCUCACUUGUUACAAAUCUGAGAGCCCCUAACAAGCCUCCUGUUACCCCAUGUGCCUUUGAUAUAUCUGUAUUACUGGAUGUUUCAGACACUGUGGUACUGAAACGUGUGGCUAACUUGAAAUCAGAUAAAUCAAAGUCAUCUCAAACUGAACAGGAGAACAACAAUCAAAAUUCAGAUGGUGAAUUCCUAGAAGAGAUUGACUUAGCCAGGGACCAGGUGGUACAUAGAAUUGAAGGCUUUCUGGACACUUGGCCAAAAUUAGAGAAGUGGUUUUCAGUCCAUCAAAAUAUUCUAGUGAAAGUCAAUGCAGAGAUAGAAGAAGGUCUUAUGUGUGAAACUGUGAAGGAAAUUAUAACAGAAGAAAUUGCCAAAAUCCAGAAUAGAACUUCUCCUCAGAGGAAGUCUGCUCAAGAAAUAUCACCACGAAAAGAACUUUCACCAGUUACACAUGGAGAUCUUCCUUCCACACCUGUGACACCACCACCACCAAUUGAACCAGGAUCAGAUGAAUGGAUUUAUGUAGAUGAACCACUUCCCAAGGAGAUGGCUGAUAUUUUAGUACCUCACUGGGAAAUGGUAGAAAAUGCAUACAUAAAUAACAUCAAAACUAUACUUAGAUGUCUAAGGGAUGAGCAACACUCUGCGAUUCUUUACUUAGCAGACAUUAGAAAAAAAUUCCAAGAUUAUUUGAAGUGUCCAGAUCUUAAGCAAGACCAUGUAUCUCAGUGGCAAUCAGAUUUCAAUUCAAUUGCUAAUGACCUGCGAGAUGAUGAGGAAACAAAAGCAGAACUACACCAAAGAGUCACUGACCUAAGAGAUGUUCUCUGGGAUAUCUGUGAUAAAAGAAGGGAAGAAGCAGAGCAGGAACGUGCUGAUAUCAUAAAUGAUGACUGGUUACCAGAUCGUAAGGGGAUUGCAAUGAACCAUUUCUUUUCACUUAUGCAGGUUGAAGUGGAUCGUUUCCAAGAUACAAAGAGACUUCUUCAUGACUAUUAUAGGGCAAUGGAAGGAAAAAUCCCAACAGAUGACAGUCAAGAUUUUACUAGAAUCCCUUUGUUAGAUAUUAUUGAUGUAAAGCAGAAAGAAGAUCAAAACAAACCAAGAAGGAUUCCUCUAGUUUCUUGGAAACUACCUUCACAAGAAAUAAGUAUUAACAAGUCAAAAAUCAAAGGAACUCUAGAGAAGAGUGCUAAGGAUGAGAAUUCUGAAAAGGAAGUAGCCAUUUCUGAGAAAGAUGAAAAUCUUAUUAGUAAUAUAUGGCAAACGGCAGUAUCAGCGGUAUCAAAUAUGGUAACAGCUGAAAUGCAGUCUGAAGAAAUGGGGGAAGAGAAAGAACAUCAGCAGCAAGAACUGAAAGAAGGUCUGAAAUCUUCACAGACACUGUCAGACAAAGCUAUGGGAAAAGGUGCCAAAGAUGCCAAAAAGCUUUCUCCCAGAUCAACUGCUAAAAAGAAAGGACCACCUUCUACUGCACCCCCGGUUGAAGUCAGUUCAGUUCCUCUAAAUCCAGAAGAAUUAAAGAAACAAGAACUGGCACUUAAAAUAAAGAAAGAAUAUUCCAGUGCUUUGAAACAUGAGGAGGCAGCAGCAAAAUCUCGACUAAAGCUUAUAAAAGAAAAAGCUUUAGCAUUUGUUGAAGACCUAACAAAGAAAGCAGAAGAAGCUUAUAAAGACAUGGAAAAGUGGCUUGGAUCCAGGUUCUUGGAAGAAAUGUCCAGUGUUGAAAAGCUGAUUGAGGUUGCACGGCAUCAUAUUGAGAGUUCCAGCAAAAUCCAUUACAAAAUUAUUUUAGAAGAUGCAGAUUUCUUCAUCAGUGGUGAUAUAAAAAUAACUCCUGACUCUGGUCCUUCACCACAUAUUCCACACUUAGACACCUCUGAAGGUGGUACUCUAAGUAUUUCACAACUUUCUACGCUUCAUAAGCAAUUUCUACAGGUGGCACCUAAAGGUUUUAUACAAAAGAAAGUAUUUAUUGACAUGUUUAUUGACUGGAUUAAUUGGAAUCUUGAAAGAAAUUGUCUUUGUAAUGCAUGGAUGAACUUGACACUCCCAGAUUUACAAAAUCUGGCAUCUGCAUUCACAGUGAACUCAGAACUUAUGAACUGGCGCAGAUUCUUGCUAGCAGCAGCACAGCCCUGGCCAGUGCCAUCUGUGACACAGCUUCUCAAAACGCUCCGUAGCUUCCAGUCUGUUGAUAUAGCUGGAUCAGGCUUUGUUACACAGGAGUACUAUAUGCAGGUUGGCUUAUGGUUUAAUGGAAUUGAAGACCUGAGCAUUACAAAAAGUCACACAGAACCUUUGCCUUUAGAUAGGCUAAGACAGCUCAGGAAGUUUUUCUUCACCUUAUUUGCUGACACCAGAAAAGAUCCUCCUCUGCUCGACUAUACUGAGAUGCUACUUUAUUUUGCCACCCAUUCUGAUCCAGUUGAAGGCAUUUACAGAGCACUUAGCAUUGCUACUGGAAUGUGCAUUCAUAGAAAAGAAGAAUCUUCUCUUUCACCUUUGGCUUUUCCUUAUACCAACAUGGUGCCAAAUAGGAAAACUUUAAUAGAAGAUAAAAAACAAGUCUUGAGUUACAUGAAUGAAGGAACAAUUUCACUAGCAACUCUUCUCAAAGUGUUUCAUACUGGAGGAAGUAAAAAUCAAGAUAAUCAUAGAUUCAGUAAUCUGGUGAGGGAAGGCAGCUAUGAUAAGCAUUUCAUUAAAAUAUACAAAGAAUUAGGCACUGAAGAUCUGACACCACUUCCAGUUGCACUCCUUUUGAAGCAUCCUUUCAUUCAAGACUUGAUCAACAAGUAUCAAGAAUACACACUUCCUGAUAUUACAACAUUUCUCCAAAGAUCUGAAGAAGUGCACUCAACUGAUGGAGAACCACCAGACGUGAAGACACCAAAACAUGAGAAAUAG